Messenger RNA from Copidosoma floridanum, 1638 nucleotides. RefSeq lists its product as uncharacterized. Lineage: Eukaryota; Metazoa; Arthropoda; Insecta; Hymenoptera; Encyrtidae. The record is from RefSeq and is a predicted model, not a curated record.
AUGGCCGAUUAUUCGCACAGAAAGAGCACAGUGCGCGAGGCGCUCAUCGGCUCGAACCUGCUGUCGUCCACCCAACGAGUCAGCGAUGGAAAAUUACGGGGCAGGUACCUGUUUCGCGCGUCCGUGAGGCUCGUCAUGGAGUACAUCGAGUGGAUAGGCAGCGAAGCGCUGAUGGACCGUGAAAACGUCACCGCCAACGUCAAACUCGCCAAACAGAGGAAAGCCUCCAAGCUGGACCUCACGGUCAAGGAUCGGUCGAUACUGCUGCUUUCGCCGGACAAGAGGUCCAAGGAGGACAUUGAGUACGCGAGGUCCGUCAUAGUAAACACGAAGGCGUUCAAGAAGUAUCCGGAGGAUAUCAAGGGGUCCCUGGCUGCCGAGUGCGGUUACCAGUACGUGCUCCCCCAAAGGACCGUGACUCGGCAGGGACACGAAGCCACGGCCCUCUACUACGUCGUGCGAGGGACACUCGAUAUUUUCAAAGAUGUCACCGACAAGACCACGGGCCAGAUAAAUCAAACGAUCGUCGGAUCACUGGAGCCCGGCGAUAUGUUUGGCGAAAUAGCUCUCCUUCACAACGUACCGAGAACAGCGACAGUGGUGAGCAGAACGUCCAUUGACCUGUUUGUAGUAUCCCGAAGUGUGUUUAACAAAAACUUGAAGAAUUACCUCAUGGAAGAGUGGGACGUGCUUCGCGAUGCCUUUGUUAAUUUCAAUUAUUUCAAAGGCUGGAGCGAAGAUACGAUCCGCGAGUGCUGCAUUUUGAGUAAAGUGAUAAACUAUGAUCCAAACGAGGUGCUCUUGGGGGACGGUCGAGGAAUGGUGCACUACGUAUACUUCAUUCUUUCCGGGGAGUGCAGACUCGUGGAGCACAUGCUCGUUGAUAAGAAAAAGUCGUCCGAUGGAAAGCAGGCCAAGUACAAGCUCUACGACAGUCAGAGCAAAGACAAGAAUCCCACUAGGCAGCGCAAAGCCAGGAGUAAGAUGAUCGUUGAUCUCGCUUUGAAUGACGACUUUCAAUCGAUGAUAUUGAAAAACAUUGCUCAGAACACUGAUGACAGUACAGUGACCGCGGGACAGCAAGCGUCGGCGACUGAUAACAUUAUAAAUUUAAUAUCGUCCAAGAAGGACGAGAAUACAAAUAUUGCUAUGGAACGAAUCAGCGUGAUCACUGUAACUCUCCAGGAUGUCAUAAACCAAUGGCAUGAAAUCACCGACACCGUGGAGAUGUUGAUGAAGCGGCCGUCCGUGACAAACUUUCGGUAUUAUCCGAAAAGCGUGGAAACGAUAUUUAUGCAAAUUUGUAUUCUUUACAGAGGUGCAUGUUUUGGAUUGGGUGAACAAAUGAAAAAUCGCCGAAUCGUUUCCAUCACGCCGGUAAAGUGCCUCUUGAUUCCGCGUUUCUGGUUGACGAAACACAAUCGAGCCAACGUAUGGGAAAGGGUGAAAAGUUUCUUGAAUUUCAAGUAUCCCAGCCAUCAAGAAUUAUUUCAUAAAUUCACGAAUCAUAAAAGGUGGACCGAGUAUAAGAAAAAUUAUGUUCAAAAGCUUAGGAAAGAGAAGCGCAAUUUACCCAACGAUACGAAAUAUUACGAUAAUAUCAUGUACUUUGUUUCACUUACAGAAUUUUCCAAAUAA